UACAUACACUCAGAAUGUUCAGAUCAUUAAUUAAAGCUCAACUCCCAAGAGUCUCAUCAGGCAGAAGAGCCAUUUCCCCAGCUAUUUUCAACCCUGUUUUAUCCAACAGCCUUCAAUUUCAAAAGCCUCAAGGUGUCCGGUUUUACUCAGGAUUCCCAGAAUUAACCAGAGAGAUCGCAAGAGAAAGAAUAAUUGAAUUGCUUGAAGGAUAUGAAAAAAUCGCCGACUCUGGUAAAGAAUUGAAAGAAGAAGCCUCAUUUAUUCAAGAUUUGGGAUUGGAUUCCUUGGACGUUGUAGAAGUGGUGAUGGAAUUGGAACAUGAAUUUAACAUACAAAUACCUGAUCACGAAGCUGACUCCUUGAAAACUGUUGGUCAGACUAUUGACUACAUCUUGGCCCAACCAGAUGCUUGUUAAAAGGGACCAAGAAGCUUACUGAGCUAUCAUUGUUGCAUGUAACAAUCAUUUUGUUGUAUUUUUAGGUUUCAAAAGAACACUAUCAUAGAGUAAGUUAUGGUUUGUAGAACUCAUAUACUUUUACACGAAAUACAGAUUUGAUACC
This is a messenger RNA of Yamadazyma tenuis ATCC 10573, 561 nucleotides long. RefSeq names its product Acp1p (gene ACP1). Gene Ontology annotation, cellular component: mitochondrion. Lineage: Eukaryota; Fungi; Ascomycota; Pichiomycetes; Serinales; Debaryomycetaceae. Gene Ontology annotation, biological process: fatty acid biosynthetic process. Gene Ontology annotation, molecular function: acyl binding; acyl carrier activity. The record is from RefSeq and is a predicted model, not a curated record.